UCAUCCGCUGCCCGCCAGGAGAAGAAGGGAGUGCUGGAGAGGAGCUCAGACUGCGGUGUUUAAAAUACAGCAUCACUUUAAUUCAGCAAACUAUCACUUCCUGAGCAUCUAACUUCACAAGAUGUCUAAAGGACCAGCAGUAGGCAUUGAUCUGGGCACCACUUACUCAUGUGUGGGUAUCUUCCAGCAUGGCAAAGUGGAGAUCAUUGCCAAUGACCAAGGGAACAGAACCACCCCAAGCUAUGUGGCCUUCACAGACACAGAGAGGCUGAUUGGAGAUGCUGCCAAGAACCAGGUGGCCAUGAAUCCAGCCAACACCGUAUUUGAUGCUAAGCGUCUGAUUGGUCGCAAGUUUGACGACGCCGUGGUGCAAUCGGACAUGAAACACUGGCCCUUCAAGGUUAUAAAUGAUUCCUCAAAACCAAAGAUGGAGGUCGAAUACAAGGGGGAGAUCAAGUCCUUCUACCCCGAGGAGAUUUCCUCCAUGGUUCUCACCAAAAUGAAGGAGAUUUCUGAAGCCUACCUUGGCAAGCCCGUGAACAAUGCAGUUAUCACAGUUCCUGCUUACUUCAAUGACUCCCAGCGUCAAGCCACCAAAGACGCUGGUACCAUCUCUGGCCUCAAUGUGCUUCGCAUUAUCAAUGAACCCACAGCCGCAGCCAUUGCAUACGGCUUGGACAAAAAGGUUGGGGGUGAGCGCAAUGUUCUCAUAUUCGACCUUGGUGGCGGUACUUUUGACGUGUCAGUCUUGACAAUUGAGGACGGCAUCUUUGAGGUCAAGGCCACAGCAGGGGACACCCACUUGGGUGGGGAGGACUUUGACAACCGCAUGGUCAACCACUUCAUUGCCGAGUUCAAGCGCAAGUUCAAAAAGGACAUCAUCAACAACAAGCGGGCCGUGCGCCGUCUGCGUACAGCGUGCGAGCGAGCUAAGCGCACCCUCUCCAGCAGCACCCAGGCCAGCAUUGAGAUCGACUCACUCUACGAGGGAACAGACUUCUACACUUCCAUCACCAGGGCUCGCUUCGAAGAACUCAACGCGGACCUGUUCCGAGGAACCCUCGAGCCCGUGGAGAAGGCCCUGAGGGACGCCAAGAUGGAUAAGAGCCAGAUCCACGAUAUUGUUCUCGUGGGCGGCUCCACGCGUAUUCCGAAGAUCCAAAAGCUGCUGCAGGACUUCUUCAACGGGCGCGACUUGAACAAGAGCAUCAACCCGGAUGAGGCGGUUGCGUACGGGGCAGCUGUACAGGCUGCCAUCCUGGCUGGCGAUAAGUCUGAGAAUGUGCAGGACCUGCUCCUGCUGGACGUCACACCCCUGUCCCUGGGAAUUGAAACGGCUGGAGGAGUGAUGACGGUCCUUAUCAAAAGGAACACCACUAUUCCAACUAAACAAACCCAAACCUUCACCACCUACUCCGACAACCAACCUGGUGUCCUCAUUCAGGUUUACGAAGGGGAAAGAGCCAUGACCAAAGAUAACAAUAUCUUGGGGAAAUUUGAAUUGACUGGUAUCCCGCCUGCUCCCAGAGGAGUCCCUCAGAUCGAGGUGACCUUUGACAUUGAUGCCAACGGCAUUCUCAACGUCUCGGCAGUCGACAAAAGCACCGGAAAGGAGAACAAGAUCACCAUCACCAAUGACAAAGGUCGACUGAGCAAGGAAGACAUUGAGCGCAUGGUGCAGGAAGCAGAACAGUUCAGGUCUGAAGAUGAGGCCCAGAGAGACAAGAUCACUGCCAAAAACUCUCUCGAGUCCCUGGCCUUCAACAUGAAGAGCACAGUGGAGGACGAGAAGCUCCAAGACAAGAUCAGUCCCGAGGACAAAAAGACUAUCAUAGACAAGUGUAAUGAAGUAAUCGCCUGGCUGGACAGGAACCAGACAGCUGAGAAGGAGGAGUAUGAGCACCAGCAGAAAGAGCUGGAGAAGAUUUGCAACCCCAUAAUCUCUAAGCUGUACCAGGGGGGCAUGCCAGGAGGAAUGCCAGGAGGAAUGCCAGGAGGAAUGCCAGGUGGCUUCCCUGGUGGAGCCGAAGCUGGUUCCUCCUCUGGCCCAACCAUCGAGGAAGUCGACUAAAUAUAAGCACAACAGUUACUUAUCUUAGCUUGACCACAUGUAGUGGCUGUUCAAACCAUGCAUUUUGUGCCAAAUGGGCACACCAUAAAAAUUCAACUUAAUUUUGCUCUACAGCAUUACUGUUAGUGUAAUGAGCUAUUGGUAAAAUGUGCUAAGGAUAGAGCUAGCCAGGAGAGGCCUUGGUGUCUGAACUUUCUCACUUUGUGACUUAAUUACAAAUCUUUAUAGAGAUGUUUUAUAGGCCAGCAUAAAUAAGUUCCUGCAUACAUGUGAAGUAAAAAUUAAAGUAUCUAUGCUUCUCAACAGUUUUGGCAAAUGAGAAUCAGAGCCCUGAAUUAAAGUUUGCCUGACCGCAUUUCAAUAUAAUAAAAACUGCAAAGCUUUUUCUGAUAUCGCUAUUCAAGCUUUGUAAAUCCAGACAACUCACAGUUUUUGCCCAUUCUUUUUUUGCUUUUUUAGAAGAGCUCAAGCUUGCUUCCAUUGGAUGGAAAGUUUGUAAACAUUAUAUUCUAAUUCUAGGCACAAAAAAAAAAAAAUCACAUUCACAAUCAAAUUUGACCUGUACCAUUCAGACACACGUGCUUUAAUUUAAACCAUUCCGUUUUCAGCUCUGUCUGUAUGUUUCGGAUCAUCGUCUUGCCGGAAGGUGACCUUCAACCCCAGUGUUAAAUUUUACAGGAUUCCUUCCAACAUUGCCCUGUAUUUAAGACCACAAUCCAUCAACUUUGUUCAGUUUUCCAUCCCUAUGGAGAAAAGCCACUAGCAUCACACAUAACAUGUAAAGUAAAAGGUUACAUUUUUGGUCUGAUGUGACCAGAGUACCUUCUACCACAUAUUGGACUUGUUGCAAAUUGCACAGGGACAACUGAGCAAUAUUUUCACUUUUGAAUAGUCAUGCAUUUCAGACAGCCAUUCAGAUGGGUUGAACAGACAAAACAUGUUUAAAGCUGGAGAUAUUUCUGCUGUUAAAACCUAAAAUCUUGCAAUAAACAUCUAUGCAUCUUUAUCCCUGA
Molecule: messenger RNA, 3084 nt
Organism: Poecilia reticulata (guppy)
Lineage: Eukaryota; Metazoa; Chordata; Actinopteri; Cyprinodontiformes; Poeciliidae
Gene: hsc70
Product: heat shock cognate 70
Molecular function (GO): ATP binding; ATP-dependent protein folding chaperone
Source: RefSeq, a predicted model, not a curated record